Closterium sp. NIES-67 is the source of this 1179-nucleotide messenger RNA. The record is from the annotation of a GenBank genome assembly. NCBI's taxonomy places the organism in Eukaryota, Viridiplantae, Streptophyta, Zygnematophyceae, Desmidiales, Closteriaceae.
AUUUCCGAUCUACGUUUCCCCGCACGCACGCAUCACCUAGAGCAACCUCAAGCACCUUAAUUUCUUAGGUUUUCUUCUACCGAUUUCUUCAAUUUCUUCCUUGCUGAUUUUCCUAGCUCCACCGCUGUUCCGCCACUUCCGCCGCUGCAGUUAGGAUUCCCGUUUUUCUUCCCGUCGUCAUUCUUUCCCUUGUCAUCCGCCUUGCUAUUUCAACAUCACUUUCCUUGGAACGAGAUGGGCGGUCCUCACACCGUCCUAGCAUCGCCGCAUCCUCGUUAGGCAUAGGAAUAGGACGGUAGGGCAGCGGCGAACCACCCUAACAACCUCCCCUGUGGUUCGCUAGCUGUCCCACUUGGAUGCUCCCGUGGUCACCAUGUGACCUAAUUUCGUCAUCAUCUCUUGUCCGCGUUCUUCACUUGGGAUUGUGGCCUUCAUUACUGCUCCGCUACUCCCCUGCAAGUUCUUGAAGGUACGAAUACCAACAAGGUCCUUGCAAUGGUGAUGAUUAGUUUUUGGUAGCACCUUGGUGAGGAAAUCCGCGGGCUGCUCCUCUGUCCGCACGUGCACGAACUCGAAUGUCUUUUUCUGCAACAUCUCUCGCACCCAAUGAUACUUGACGUCCAUGUGUUUCGCCGGUCCGUGCCAGUUGUCGUUCCUCGCAAGGUCGAUGGCUGAUUGGCUGUCCGUUUUGAUUGUUGUAGGACCGUUGAUGGUGAUCCCCAUCUCUUGCAAUAGACGCCUCAGCCACACACCCUCUUGGCAUGCAUAAAAUAGCGCCAUAUAUUCAGCUUCUGCGCUUGAAAGGGCGAUGUCGGUCAGCUUCUUUGCUUGCCACAUGAUGGCCGUUCCUCCAAGAAGGUAGACGUAACCAUAGCCUCCCCUCCUCGUCUCUUUAUCCGAUGCAUGUGAGGCAUCGGCAUAACCAACAAGUUCUAGAGUUUCCUCUCCUCCCUCAAAUAGAAGUCCUUCUUCCUCUCGUUGCAAGAGGUAAGCAAUGGUCCGUUCCAUCUCCUUCCAUUUGCGUCCUUCGGGCUGCAACACAUUUUGCCCAAGGAAACUUGCUGCAUAUGCCAUAUCCACGCGUGUGCAGGAGACGGCAUACAUGAGGGAGCCGACCAUAGAUUGGUAAGCCUUGAGUGCCCGUUCCUUGCUGCCCCAUGUCUCAAUCUCUGCCUUCAC